AUGUAAAAUUCCAUUACUUUAUGUUGGUGUCAUAUUUGCAAAAAACAAUUUGAAUCCUAAGUUACAUCAGAUCUUAUAAAAUGCGCAUUUUGCUAAUAAGAAUUUUGCGAAGUUAUUGACCCUUAAAAUGAUCCCAGGGGUUUUAUACCCUAUGGAGAAAACCAAUAAUAGAGACAAUCAUAAACUCAACUAAUACAACAAUAACAACCUUAAACUAUCAUUCACAUUACUAGGAACCAAAUUCCCAUCAGAUUUCAAUAGAGAACUAACCUGUUUGAUAAUCUACUUUAAUUAAUGUUUCCGAAUACUCAAUUUCAACCUGGGCAAUCUUUAGAAUAGCUUAUUGAUUUUAUCAGCCAAAAUGAUCCUAAUAGAUACGGAUCCCCUCCUGCCUCUUAAAUUGCAAUAGAUUCACUCCAAAAAAUUAAUUUAUAAUCUGAGUGUUGCACUGUUUGCCAAGAGGAAUAUUAAACCUAAGAAGCCGUAUAAAUGCCUUGUCAACAUCAUUUUCAUUCGGAUUGCCUAAUCCCAUGGUUAAAACAACAUAAUAGCUGUCCAGUAUGUAGAUUUGAAUUAAUAACAGAUGAUGAUGACUACAACAAGAGAAAAAACUUAAAGUGA
Paramecium tetraurelia is the source of this 621-nucleotide messenger RNA. RefSeq lists its product as uncharacterized. Lineage: Eukaryota; Ciliophora; Oligohymenophorea; Peniculida; Parameciidae. The record is from RefSeq and is a predicted model, not a curated record. Gene Ontology annotation, biological process: protein ubiquitination. Gene Ontology annotation, molecular function: ubiquitin protein ligase activity. The transcript is spliced from 2 exons. Gene Ontology annotation, cellular component: cytoplasm.